AGAGGAGUGAUAGCUCCUUCCCUUUCUCCACUUUGCUUCUACUCUCUCUAAGUCAACAUGAGUCGGCACUUUAGUUCCAGGUCUGGGUACCGGAGCGGAGGAGGCUUCAGCUCCGGCUCUGCCGGGGUGGUCAGCUCACAACGCAGGGCCACUAGCUGCUCUGUGCGCCGAAGCGGAGGCGGUGGUGGGAGAUUUUCAGGUGGAGGAUGUGGUGGAGGAGGUGCCGGUGGUGGCUUUGGAAGUCGAAGUCUUGUAAGCCUUGGUGGCAGUAAAAGUAUCUCCAUGAGUGUGGCUAGAGGGGGUGGACGUAGUGGUUUUGGUGGUGGUUAUGGCUUUGGGGGUGGUGGAUUUGGUGGAGGUGGAUUUGGUGGUAGUUUUGGCAGCGGUGGUUUUGGUGGUGGCUUUGGCAGUGGAGGUGGUUUUGGUGGAGGUGGUUUUGGUGGAGGUGGUUUUGGUGGUGGCUUUGGGCCUGCCUGCCCCCCUGGUGGCAUACAGGAAGUCACCAUCAACCAGAGCCUUCUGCAGCCCCUCAAUGUGGAGAUUGACCCUGAGAUCCAGAAAGUAAAGUCUCAAGAAAGAGAGCAAAUCAAGACCCUCAACAACCAAUUUGCCUCCUUCAUUGACAAGGUGCGGUUCCUGGAGCAGCAGAACCAGGUGCUGCAAACAAAAUGGGAACUGCUGCAGCAGGUGAAUACCUCCACUAGGACCUACGACUUGGCCCCUUACUUUGAGUCGUACAUCAACAGUCUUAGAAGCAGAGUGGACCAGCUGAAGGGCGAUCAGUCUCGAAUGGAUUCGGAGUUGAAGAACAUGCAAGACCUGGUGGAAGAUUACCGGAACAAGUAUGAGGAAGAGAUCAACAAACGGACAAACGCAGAGAAUGAAUUCGUGACUGUCAAGAAGGAUGUGGAUACUGCUUACAUGGCCAAGGUGGACCUUCAGGCCAAAGCUGACAAUUUGCGUCAGGAAAUUGAUUUCUUCACAACACUCUACCAAGUGGAGCUGUCUCAGAUGCAGACUCAUAUCAGCGACACCAAUGUCAUCCUCUCCAUGGACAAUAACCGCAAACUGGACCUGGACAGCAUCAUCGCUGAGGUCAAGAACCAGUACGAGGAGAUCGCCCAGAGGAGCAAGACUGAGGCUGAAGCCCUGUACCAGACCAAGUAUGAAGAGCUCCAGAUCACUGCUGGCAAACAUGGGGACAACGUGCAGAGUUCGAAGAUGGAGAUUUCUGAGCUGAAUCGGAUGAUCCAGAGACUUAGGGCUGAAAUCAACAGUGUAAAGAAGCAGAUCUCUGGGCUGCAGCAGUCCAUCAGCGAUGCCGAGCAGCGUGGUGAGAAUGCCCUCAAAGACGCCCAGGGCAAGCUGAAUGAGCUGGAGGACGCCCUGCACCAGGCCAAGGAGGACAUGGCCCGCCUGCUGCGUGACUACCAGGAGCUGAUGAACACCAAGCUGGCUCUGGACGUGGAGAUUGCCACUUACAGGGCCCUCUUGGAAGGAGAGGAAAUCAGGAUGUCUGGAGAGUGCACCCCGAACGUGAGCGUGUCUGUGAGCACCAGCCACACCAGCAUCAGCGGAGGUGGUGGCCGAGGAGGCGGCGGCAGCUACGGCGGCGGCGGCAGUUACGGAGGCGGCGGCAGUUACGGAGGCGGCGGCAGUUACGGAGGCGGCGGCAGUUACGGAGGCGGCGGCAGUUACGGAGGCGGCGGCAGUUACGGAGGCGGCGGCAGUUACGGAGGCGGCGGCAGUUACGGAGGCGGCGGCAGUUACGGAGGCGGCGGCAGUUACGGAGGCGGCGGCAGUUACGGAGGCGGCGGCAGUUACGGAGGCGGCGGCAGUUACGGAGGCGGCGGCAGUUACGGAGGCGGCGGCAGUUACGGAGGCGGCGGCAGUUACGGAGGCGGCGGCAGUUACGGAGGCCGGGGAUCCAGCUCUGGGGCCACGAAGACCUCCGGUGGCAGUUCCAGCGUGAAGUUUACUUCUAGCAGCUAUUCCCGAGGGACCAGAUAAAGCGGCGUUAGCUCUCCCUCUCCAUCACUACCAAACAUGCUGGCUGAGAUUAAGGCCAGUUGCCCCAGCCUUACUGAAGAAAUAAGCUACUUGUUACCUUGGCUCCCCAGCUCUUUCCUUUCUGCUCUGCUUCCCAAAGAAGUUUUAAGUCUGCGGCAAGCUCAGCCUCUGGCUCCGACCCUGCUCUGUGCUUUGUCUCAGAAACAGCUGAGCAGCGCCCCUGAGGCACAUUACACUUCAAAGCGCCUCCCCAGGCAGCCGGAGGCGGAGGGCGGCUGAGACCCAAGGCUGCUUUGUCUUGCAAUGAACACGCCAGCUUAUCACUAUCCUAUCUCUUGCAGCAAGCUCUGUGCUGCUUUGGUUUUGUAUGUGUGGUGUAAGCCAGUUGAUUGACUUUGUGGACAGGUCUUAAACUCCUCUUUCCUUGUGUUGCUGCAA
Miniopterus natalensis is the source of this 2448-nucleotide messenger RNA. Lineage: Eukaryota; Metazoa; Chordata; Mammalia; Chiroptera; Miniopteridae. The record is from RefSeq and is a predicted model, not a curated record.